UCGCGAGAAUCAUUACACGCGUACAUGCGAUAAGCGAAACAUCACUUGUUAGAGUGGAAAAUUACUGUUUACAUACAGCAACCUGUUGUAUAUGAAUUCUGCCUUAAUGGGUCUUAGAUCUAAUUAAGGAGGAAUAUUUAAUUCUUUAAACCUGUGGAUCUAGUUUAUACCACAUUUUAUUCUUUUGGUAAAGGGACUUCAAUGAUUCUGGAAUUCCCACCGGUGAUGCCAGAAUCGGGCGGUGAGUUAGAUUUGUUGCCCCCCUCCACCUUAACCUCGGAGAUCCUGCCGUGCCGGAGACGGUUAGGUCUCACGCUGGAUUUCGGCACGGAUGAUUAUAACUGUGUUCCGAAAAGGUGUAAACUGGAAUCCAUGAAUUUUACCCUUAGUGCUUUGAACAAACUCAAUUCCACUACGAACAAUGUGAGCGCUGUCUUUUCAGCGAGGACUAUGCAAGCUCAGGAAUUGGCCUCCAAGAUGAGUAAGUCUCGGACAGUGUUAGUCUUGGACUGUCGACCAUUCGUGUCUUAUAAUAUUGCUCAUAUCCAAGGUGCUAUUAAUGUGAGUUGUUCCGAUAGGUUUAAUCGGAGGAGACUCCAACAGGGAAAGGCCAGUAUCAUUGACCUUGUUUCCUCCAAGGAGGGCAAAGACAUGUUUAAGAAAAGGUGUUCUAAGGAGAUUGUGAUUUACGAUGACCAUACGAAGGACGUCCAGUCGCUCAGCCCGGAUUCCUCAAUGUAUCUUGUGCUAUCUUCCUUAUUACGAGAGGGCAAGGAUGUUUAUAUUCUGAAAGGAGGAAUUGAAGAGUUCAGGAACAAGCACUUGGACCUUUGUGAUAGCAGUGUUAAAUCUCAGGAAGCCCGCCCCCUAUACAGUCCCACCACUCCCAUUAUUGAGCCCCAAAUCGAGACGGCCACCGCCACCCAGAUCCUUCCUUUUCUCUACCUCGGGAAUGAAAGAGAUGCAGCUAAUUUACAGCGACUGCAGGAUUUGAAUAUCACCUAUGUUCUCAAUACGACAUCUCACAUACCCAAAUAUUUUGAAAAUCAGGGAAUCCAUUAUAAAAGAAUUCCCGCCUCAGACAGCGGGUGCCAAAAUCUAAAGCAGUAUUUUGAGGAGGCCGUUGCAUUUAUUGAUGAGGCAAGACAAAAUGGUGCUAAUAUUCUAGUCCAUUGCCACGCAGGCGUGUCACGGUCUGCCACUAUCACCAUCGCCUACCUUCUCAAACAUUCAAAACUUUCAAUGAUGGACAUUUAUCGUUACGUGAAGGGCAAAAGGUGCAUCAUUUCACCCAACUUCAAUUUUAUGGGUCAGUUGAUGGAAUACGAACAAGCUCUGAACAACGGGCUGUGCGAACGCUCUGUGAUACCAAAUAUCGUUCCGGACGAAAAUCACGUGUGACGUAUACAUCCGGAAAAUCUCGUGGUUUUUCCUAUAAAACAAAGACAAUCGAAAAGGAAGAUCUGUCAGUAUGGGGAAAUGAUAUGUUGACCAAGUACUUUCAUUUGUGCAAUAAGUAUAAGGGCCAAACUAAUGAACAAUACUCGAAAAUAAAAAUCAUUCCAUCAUAAGUGCGAAUGCUUAAAAAAUCAUCAAAAACGUACGAAGAAAUCCAAAAGUUUGAGAAAAGACUCAAAAAAUUGUGUGAGAAGAAGAAAGAUUAAGAGAAAAUGAAAUGUUUGUCUAGUGUUUCUCGCGUUGUCUCUAGUCAUUUAUUGUAUUUCACUUAAAACUGUUAUUUUGUAUGUAUUUAGUCACUAAGGUUUUGUCUUUGACUUGAUCUAUACACUGUAGCUCUUAGAGCGCUGUUUAUGAUUCAUUCACAGCGAAUCUCUAGAAUGCAAAGCAAGGGGUUAAUCUCUUACCAUUUACCUGAGCUACUCGGUUCAAGCCAUCUGUUAUUUAAAUAUACAAUUAAUGAAUGCUAAAAAAGAACAAAAAGCUCAUUAGUAGGGAAAAGCUACCGCAAAAAUUAUUUUUUGCUUCAGGGAUUUUAAUCUCCAAAACUUUAUGCGAUUUGACAAACAGUAGAAUUAGAAAAAGGAACGACAAUUUUUUCUAUCUAGAAAAUGCAAAACUGGUUUAUUAUUCUCUGAUUAAUUUAUGAAAUAAAAAUUAAAUCAUUUCUAGUUCUUUAAAACUAAUGAAGAUUUAAGACUAUGUUUAACACGGCUACCUCAGUGCGUACCGAUUAAAACUAUUAUAUAGUGUGGUAUGCAUCUCCAUAUACCCUCACCAUAUAUGCCUUGAUUUAUCAUCCUAUGCACCCACAAAUCGACAAACAACUUACAAAUUCAAUGUUGUUGCCAUUUAUUUGUAAAUAUUUUUAAAUUAUUUAAUCAUUCCGGACGAACAGACAUAUAUACAGAUCAAGAGUUCUUAUCACUUAUGACCCCCAAAAGUAUAAAUAUAUAUAUACGUACCAAUCUGUUUAGUUUUUUGUAUUAAUUAAGAUGUUAAUUUUUCAUCACGAAAAUAAUGACGUGAAAGAUUUACAUUCCAUUCCGAAAUGCCUCUGUCUAGCUGUUGUGAAAAGAAACACGGUUGUUAAAAUUUUUGUUUCAUUUAAAAGUGCCUUUACAUGACAAAUUUUAUUUAUCAAACAUCAUGUAUAAAGUUUUUUAAGUCGCUGAAAAUAUGUUGAAAAUAAUUUUAUUUUGAUGUCUUAUGUUUAUAAUUGAGGGAAAUGUUUGACUGUAUAUGUGUUGUGGAAUAGUGAAGUGGGCCAAGACUCCAUUCGAUUCACGUGACCCAAGGUCAUAGACCAAACUGAUAUGUGGAAAAACGAAUAAAAAAAUAAAAACAAACAAAAA
This is a messenger RNA of Saccostrea cuccullata (small rock oyster), 2813 nucleotides long. Its product is annotated as dual specificity protein phosphatase 10-like. The transcript is spliced from 4 exons. The record is from RefSeq and is a predicted model, not a curated record. Gene Ontology annotation, biological process: negative regulation of MAPK cascade; protein dephosphorylation. Bases 202 to 1401 code for a protein of 399 amino acids. Gene Ontology annotation, cellular component: cytoplasm. NCBI's taxonomy places the organism in Eukaryota, Metazoa, Mollusca, Bivalvia, Ostreida, Ostreidae. Gene Ontology annotation, molecular function: MAP kinase tyrosine phosphatase activity; protein tyrosine/threonine phosphatase activity; MAP kinase tyrosine/serine/threonine phosphatase activity.